GCUGAUUAAACUAUAAAAUUCAUAAAUAUAAGUAGUUGUUAUGGCGACAAUUUUCCAAACACUUAGGUUCAAGUACAGUGUCUGCACUAAAUUAAAGUACACAUAUAAUAUGCAACCACUAAAGAUAAUUGUUACAGGACCUGUUAGGAGUGGUAAAACAACAAUAUCUAAUUUUCUUGCCGAUGCUACGGAAAUACCCUAUGAUUAUCAUCCAACUAAAGGUGUUCGAAUAUUAGAAUUUGAAGUACAAAACAUAAAUGUGAAUAACAAGCAUAUCGCAAAAGAUAUUGAAUUAUGGGACUGUAGUGGAGAUCAUAAAUUUGAAAGUUGUUGGCCAGCUAUAAGAAAAGAUGUGCAUGGUGUUAUACUUGUAUAUAAUGAAAAAUCAAAUGAAUGUUUGAAAGAAAUUCAACAAUUAUAUGAUUAUUUUAUUGAUCAAACAAAAUUAGAUCCAGAUAGAUGUGCAAUUUUCUGUUAUGACCCAGAAAAAAGAAAUCCAGAAAUAUCAAAAAUUAUUUCUUCAACAUUUAUGAAAGUAUCCCAUGUUAAAUGUAAUAUAGAAAGCGGUGGAAGUAAACUAAAAGCAGAUUUUGCAUCAUUCAUAAGUACAAUACUUAAUAAAAUGCAUCAUUAUAUAAAUCAAGAAGAUAAAAAUAUUUUAAAUGAAAACAUAUUGUUUACAAAAUAAUAUUAUUCAAUAUUAUAUAGCAUAAUAAAUUUUUAUCAUCUGUUUUUAGGAAUUAUAUUCAAAAAUUUAUUUUUGAUGCGAACAUUUUAUUGCAAGAAAAUCAAUUAUUAUCUUUUUACAAAAUAUUUAUGUAUUUUCACAUUCUAUAUUUCACAUUAUAAUUAUAGCAUACUUACACGUGAAUAUUAUGUAUUAUAUAUAAAAGUUUAGAUUUAUUAUAUGACAUUAUUUUGUUUACACAAUAUGUACGCAAUAUAUUCAAAUAUACUUCCU
Bombus huntii is the source of this 961-nucleotide messenger RNA. Its product is annotated as intraflagellar transport protein 22 homolog. The transcript is spliced from 4 exons. Gene Ontology annotation, biological process: intracellular protein transport. Gene Ontology annotation, cellular component: endomembrane system. NCBI's taxonomy places the organism in Eukaryota, Metazoa, Arthropoda, Insecta, Hymenoptera, Apidae. The record is from RefSeq and is a predicted model, not a curated record. Gene Ontology annotation, molecular function: GTPase activity. The coding region runs from base 41 to 688 and encodes 215 amino acids.